Messenger RNA from Zeugodacus cucurbitae (melon fly), 1369 nucleotides. It is a transcript of the gene Pfdn2, whose product is annotated as probable prefoldin subunit 2. The transcript is spliced from 2 exons. Gene Ontology annotation, biological process: protein folding. Gene Ontology annotation, molecular function: protein folding chaperone. The coding region runs from base 85 to 516 and encodes 143 amino acids. The record is from RefSeq and is a predicted model, not a curated record. Gene Ontology annotation, cellular component: prefoldin complex; cytoplasm. Lineage: Eukaryota; Metazoa; Arthropoda; Insecta; Diptera; Tephritidae.
GAAAUUAGUAAUCACUACCAGACGCAAUUCUGCCGAAAAAGUUUACUGUUUUCCGUGCAUCUGUUAACAAAAUCACAGAAAACAAUGGCCAGUGAACAAGCUAAGGAAGCCAAAUUGAACGAGAAGAUUAUUGGAGAGUUCCAACAGCUAAGAAAUGAACAACGAAACCUGGUAAACAAUUUAAAUACGCUGGAAAUGGAUCUGAAAGAACACAAAACUGUGAUAGAAACCCUCAAAACAGUGGAUCCAGAACGUAAAUGCUUCCGACUGAUUGGUGGCGUGCUGGCAGAACGAACCGUCAAAGAUGUGCUACCACAGCUGAUUGAAAAUAAAGACUUCAUUGAGAAGACGAUCACACGCGUCAAUGAGGACCUCACCGCAAAAGGAAUACAGAUUAAUAAAUUCAAAGAGGAGCACAAUAUUAAAAUACGCGGCGAGCAAAUGUCCAAUGAACAACCACGAAGUGAAGAGGAAGAAAAAAAAUCGGAAAAUCGAAAUAUUUUGGUGUCGAACUAAACGAAAAAUUGGUGAAAAAGAAUAUGAUGUGUGAUGUGGGCAUUGACUAAGUAUUGUUAUGUCCUUUCAACUCUCGUUCAUAAUUCUGCAAUGAGUGUGGGAAUUCUCAAUAAUCAAAGAUAACAAUUACACUUAGUUUCUGUAAUAAGCUUAACUUUCAUUAGAUCGAAAAGUGUUUCAAUUCUGAUGCAUGGAAUUGAAGAUUAAUCUAUUUUCCAUAAUAAAUUGAAAGUUGAUUGCGAAGAAAUAAACACUUUCAUUGAUUAAAAUUGUAUAUGUAUAUUUAAUUAAAAUAUUUUUUUAAAAACAAAAAAUGACUUGUAAUAAUAUAUAAAAAAUAGAAUGGAUACACUCCCUCACCUUAUAUUAAAAUUAUUUAAAUUGUCUAAGGGUCUAAAAUAAAAAAAAAUACCUCACACUAUAAUAACGCCGUUGCAUAAACGUUAAUAUUUUGUGAAAUAUCUAAAGCAUGCCUUAUCACUGAACUAAUUCAAAUCUUUGGUGAACAUUAUAUUUACUUCUUUGUGAUUGAUUCUCAAGAAAGUGAUGUUUGUAUAGUUCAUUCAUGUCAAAUUUAGACUUUUUAUUGAAAUGUUAGUUUUCAACAUUUUUUUUUUUUAUUUCAUAAUACGUUAAUUUCAUUACUACUGUACUAAUAGUGAUACUAUAAUAUCACUAGUGAAAUACAGUCAAACCUGGAUAAGUGAGAACUGGAUUAGUGAGAAAACUCUAUAAGUGGGAGUAAUAGCUAGGACCCGUCAUUUUAAGCUUCCAAAACCUCUAUUAGUGAAAAACAAAAACCUCUGUAAGAGAGAGUCGUUUUUGCCUCACAGACCUCCGUAAGUGAGACUGC